Molecule: messenger RNA, 1248 nt
Organism: Fibroporia radiculosa
Lineage: Eukaryota; Fungi; Basidiomycota; Agaricomycetes; Polyporales; Fibroporiaceae
Exons: 9
Coding region: 1-1248 (415 amino acids)
Biological process (GO): protein sumoylation
Cellular component (GO): cytoplasm; SUMO activating enzyme complex
Molecular function (GO): SUMO activating enzyme activity
Source: RefSeq, a predicted model, not a curated record
AUGUCCACGCUCGACCCGUCGUCCAAGGCCGUUCCUGUUCAGAUCACAGAGGACGAGGCUGCUGUGUACGAUAGGCAAAUUCGCCUAUGGGGCCUGGAGGCACAGCAAAGGAUGCGCAACGCCACCAUCCUCGUCGUCCGUCUGCGCGGCGUCGCAACGGAGGCCAUCAAGAACAUCGUCCUCGCGGGCAUCGGAAAGCUCGUCCUCGUCGACGGAGACCUCGUCGCGGAGGAGGACCUCGGCGCAGGCUUCUUCUUCCGCGACGACGAUGUGGGUAAAAACCGUCGCCACUGCGCAGCACACGCCGGCGUGCACACGCCGUUUAUUAACGUGCGUCCGGAAUAUGCCCCGUGUCGUGCGCCUUCUCGCCUUCGCGCGUACCUCCCGCGAUGGCUGCGGUUCCCCCUCUCAGGCUGGCGCGAGGCUUCCACUGUAUCUGAUCAGUCAGAGUGCGCACAUGAUACGAAGCAUCCUGGCACAUAUUACACAGAUGGCGAUGGCUCGAUGCUGAAAGCGACCGCGGCAAAGGGUCGAAUCGAGAGCCUGAACCCGCUCGUGACUGUUGAGGCCUCAGCGACCGCCGUUCUCGACGAGCCCGCGCUUGCUGUCCUUGUACAGGGCGUCGAUAUGGUCUGUGUGACCGACAUGGAUCGUGAGACUUUGAUCCUUGUGAAUGACGUGUGUCGACGGGCGAACAAGCCUUUCUAUGCCGGGGGAACAUACGGGCUGCUCGGGUAUAUCUUCUGCGAUCUGCUCGCACAUGACUACAUCGCACCGGACCGCGCAGCACCCAAGGACGUCGCAAAAAAUAUUAAGAACACGACUAGAUACUGUCCGUUGAAGACCGCACUGGAGCACCGAUGGUCGGCGCUCUCUCGGAGGCAGACGAAAGAGCUCAAUCCAGCUGCCAUCUUCGCCGUCCUCGCAAUAUGGGAGUAUCAAUCCCAGCACGGCGGGGCACUGCCGGACGACUCGGGUGCAGCUGUGGCGCUCGAGCAGGCCGCAAACACCCUGCUCACGGCCGCAUGUGUGAACAGGCAGGCGAUUGCGAACGCCCCAAAAGAAUUGAUUGAAUCGAUGGCGGUCACAGCGGCGCAUGAGCUCGCGCCAGUGUGCGCGGUGGUAGGCGGGAUGCUCGCGCAGGAUGUGCUCAAGGCAUUGGCCGCGCGCGAGCCGCCCAUCGCCAAUUUCUUCGUCUUUGACGGAAACACGGGCGGGGGCACGGUGGCGCGGAUGAAUGUCGCGUAG